This is a messenger RNA of Pterocles gutturalis (yellow-throated sandgrouse), 333 nucleotides long. RefSeq names its product 14 kDa phosphohistidine phosphatase-like. The transcript has a single exon. Gene Ontology annotation, cellular component: cytosol. The coding region runs from base 1 to 333 and encodes 110 amino acids. Gene Ontology annotation, biological process: peptidyl-histidine dephosphorylation. Gene Ontology annotation, molecular function: protein histidine phosphatase activity. The record is from RefSeq and is a predicted model, not a curated record. Lineage: Eukaryota; Metazoa; Chordata; Aves; Pterocliformes; Pteroclidae.
AUGGCAGCAAAGGGACUGGUGCAUGUUGUUGGUGUGGAUGUUAAUCCCGUCAGUGCUUUCAGAUAUGUGCUAGUGUGUGUAUGCACACCUUGCACAAGGAGCAGCACCAGCAAGUAUGUUGUGUGCAAAUAUGACUGGGUAGAGCUUAAGAAGCAGAGAUGUGACUGUGUGUGCUUGGGGGCAAGAAGGAUUCUUCGCGAGAGUGAGGAGAAGACCAUCUAUGUUUAUACAUUUGCCAUGGGUUUUGAGAGAGCAAAUUGUUCUGUGCCUAAAGAGAAGCUGAAAUCCAAGUACCCAGACUAUGAAAUCACUUGGGCAGGUGAAGGCUACUAA